CUGGCAUCUCUGCUUCCGAAUAAGAAGAACAGUAAAUUUGCUUUCGUAGUGCUUGACUACUUGAUAAGUGUUAUGGAUCUGGUGAAAAUUGAAAGUUUAUUGGCUAGCAGAGUAGUUUGAAAUGAAAAUAAUGAUUGUUAUUGAAGAACUGUGCUUUUAAAAUUAUUUGAACGAGAAACUCGGAUGCCUAAAUUCAGAUGAUAUCGAACAGAGGGUAAACUGUGUGAGCACUUCUAUUGACGAAUAUAGUAACCAAAAAUCCAAACAGUACUGCUUUCCAUUAGGAUAAGAUGGCGUAUUACAAACCAACCGACAUUGAUGGUUUCAUAACCCAAAUGGCAAAGGCAGACAUGAGAAUCAAAGCGCAACUAGCAGAAGAUUUAGUACUGUAUUUGAAUGAUGCUGAAAACUCAAUCGAAUGCGUAGAUCUUGGUUUACUGGUAGAUGGUUUGAUUCCUUGGAUGGUUGGCAGUCAUUUUAAGAUCGCACAACGUGCUCUAGAAGCUUUUACCGAGCUUAUCGUACGUCUUGGACAAGAUUUUAGCGCUUACACUACUACAAUUCUACCACAUGUAGUAGAUCGUCUUGGAGAUAGUCGUGACACAGUUCGAGAGAAAGCACAACUGCUAUUGCACAAAUUGAUGGAGUGUAGAGUUGUUCCUCCUCAAUCAUUAUUAGAUAAGCUUAUUGUUUGCUUCAAGCAUAAAAAUGGAAAAGUUCGUGAAGAAUUUUUGCAAACAAUUAUAAAUGCAUUGAACGAAUAUGGAACUCAGUCUCUGUCUGUGAAACCCUUUAUUCAACCCAUUGUAGUACUGUUAGGUGAUCCAACACCAACUGUACGAGAUGCAGCAAUUCAAACUCUGGUGGAAAUAUACAAGCAUGUUGGAGAUAAAUUGAGAAUUGAUCUUCGUAAGAAGGAUGUUCCACCUACUAAAUUAAUGAUUCUUGAGCAAAAGUUUGACGAAACUAGAAAUGAUGGUUUACUAUUACCUUCCGCGAUGAAUUCAGCUGUCACUAGUGAUGAUGUUGAUGUCGCUGUAGUAACAAGGCCAACAAAAUUGGUAAAACGAACACCCUCUGCUACCCCUCGUAAACCUUUAUUCGAAACGCAAGGCUCAGGAGAUUUACUCGCAGCUGGAUCAGUAUCGGGAGAAAUAUUCGAAAAUUCAUUCGAGAGCGUUCCACAGUUAACUAUUUUCUCUCAACGAGAUAUGGAUGAACACAUGAAAUCAAUCAACACAUUAAUAGGAGAUAAAAAUGUAGACUGGGAGAAACGAGUUGAGGCACUGAAAAAAAUCCGUUCUUUAUUGAUGAUCCAAGUCCAAAAUUCACCUACAUUCACACAGCAGCUGAAAGAUUUAUCAAUAGCAUUCCUGGAUAUUUUGAAGGAACUCAGAUCGCAAGUUAUCCGUGAAGCUUGUAUCACACUUGCAUACAUGAGUAAAACAUUAAAAAACCGUAUUGAUCAAUUUACUAUAUAUAUUUUACAAGAACUGAUCAAUCUAAUCCAAAAUGCUGCUAAAGUUAUAUCAUCUGCAGGAACUAUUGCUCUUAAAUAUGUUAUAAAAUACACUCAUGCUCCAAAGUUGAUACCUAUUAUUACGCAGAAUCUGAUGCAGUCAAAGUCUAAGGACAUUCGAAGUACGCUAUGUGAAGUUAUGAUCCUUUUGUUUGAAGAAUGGCCUACAAAAGCUCUAGAGAGGAAUAGUCUUCUUUUAAGAGAUGCGUUGCGCAAAGGAAUUGCAGACGCGGACAGUGAUGCUCGUAGGCACAGCCGAUGUGCAUUUUGGAGUUUUAGGCGACACUUUCCCGAUCUUGCAGAUGCCCUAUAUUCUUCAUUAGAUCCAGCAACACAGAGGACUUUGGAGAAAGAUCGUGACAUCAUUUCUACCAAUGGUACCAACUCAUUGAGUGUUAGUUUACGUGGAAGCAAUAGUAGCUUAAAUUCUGUCUCUGGUGGGGUGAUAAAACGCAGACAAUCUUCGGGACUCAGAAGUCCGGCAUCUGCACAACCUCCAGCUAGUGCUAGUACAGAAAAUUUAUCAUCAGCUCCCUCUCAAGCAACAAGACUGCAACGGACGCCUUCAUUGCCCCGAUCUUAUUCUCGAAAUCGUAGUGGAAUCCCAAUAGCAUAUCGGGAACAGUCAUCAGUUGCAAUACGAGCUGGUGUACGAAGCAUUUCGGCUGUUGAUACUGCAGCUGCUCAACGAGCCCGAGCACGAGCUCAGUAUUCCAAUAUGGCACGAAUGAAAAUAUCAUCUGGGACCGCUUCUUUACAUGGGCAGUAUGCUCAACAAGCUCGAACAAAAAAGGUUCCGACACCAACUGCCACCCCACAACAAAUAUCAACGCCUGAACGAAAAAUAAGAUCGCGGUCCGGAGUAUCACAAUCUCAGCCCACAUCAAGAAGUACUUCUCCUUCAAGUAAACUACGUGAUAAUUUUGGCAUUCCUUCGCUUUAUAAACAGACUGGUACUGUUCCAAAAAAAACUUCAGGCAUUCCUCGUUCGCUAGCGAAUUCUCGCGAAACAAGUCCUACAAGAGGAACUCAAUUCGGAUCAUUGCGACGCAAUGUAUACGGCACUGGUAGCCCUAGACGACUAGAUAGGCCACCUUUAAAUCCUGGGAGACCCGUACUUGCACAAAAAAUAUUACAGCAAAGCAGAGAAGCAGAAACUGCACUAGCAGAUGCACUAUCUCCAGACGACCAUGAUAUUUCAGUAGAUUUUGGUCGUUUAGGUCUUCACAGGAAAAUUUCACGUGAAGAAUCCGACGAAAGUGAAGCGUCGUCGGUUUGCUCAGAACGGAGUUUUGAUUCCUAUAGAAGAGGAAAUGAUUCGUUUUCGUGGAAUGGAUCAAGAACACGUCUUGAUAGCUCACGACAAAUUGUUGAGGACAUCGAAACAAUUAUUCAGUUGUGUGCAUCUGCGCAUUGGUCAGAACGCAAAGAUGGUCUUGUUAAUUUAACACAUUAUCUCAGUGAUGGAAGAAUGCUGAGUCCACAACAGUUGCAGAAUGUUCUGGAUCUCUUCCGGAAAAUGUUUAUGGAUCCUCAUAUAAAAGUUUACGCUCUGUUUUUGGAUACAGUUAAUGAAUUAAUCUUAUCACAUUCGAAUGAUCUACACGAGUGGUUGUUCAUUUUACUGACCCGUUUGUUUCAAAAAUUAGGAGGAGACUUAUUGGGCUCAAUGCAUGGAAAAAUAUGGAAAACACUUCAGUUGAUAUAUGAAUAUUUCCCAGCGGAUCUUCAGAUGCAGUGCGUUUUCCGGAUUCUGGUUGAUGCCGCUCAAACACCAAAUAUAAAGACGCGUCAAGCUACUUUAAAGUUUUUAACUACCUUGGCUACGACGUACUGUACCGCAGCACAAUUUGUUACGCAUAGUCAAAUUCAGCAUUUAGUAGAUCGAGCAAUACUCAAAAUUAUUCAAACGGCACUUGAUCAAAAAAGUCUUGAAUUAAAAUCUCAAGCCCGUUCUUGUAUAGUUGCAUUAUACAACUGCAACCCAUCUCAGAUGACCAUGACUUUAGCUAAUCUUCCAAAGCAGUAUCAGGAUACAGCUAAAGCAAUAAUUCAACAACACAUGCGACGAAGUACCUCAGGAACAGAUAGUCCUUCAUCACCCCUAUCGUCUUCAAGUCCUAAACCAUUAUUGAGUCCUCAGCAGGGACCGUAUAGUUUACAAAAUGUUCCGAUUCCAAGAUCGCGGCAAACAUCCGUAGACGUUGUGGAUUCUAUGAACACAGAAGAAAUUUACAAAAAUCUUCGAAAGACGACAGCUGAAAUUCAAAAUUACAGCUUCGAAACAAAAUUAGAUAGAGAUGCUAAUAGUAAAGACUCAGGAAUAAGCCAAAUGGGAGAGAUCCAGAUGCAAAAUGUGGAAAUGUAUACUAUGCCUUCGAAUGGUCUUAAUGGGCAUGUAGGAAUGGAAAAAGAUGAUUCAUGCAAUGGAUCGAAAACUCAAUCUGCUACUACCACCGAAUCAAAUACACCCGAGAAUACAGUUAGGAUAGAGGGAUUGGACGCAGGCCUCAAAGCUUCAAGUACACAGCAACGUAGCCACAGUUAUACAGUAACAAAUACCGGUGAACUAAUAGUGGAGAGUGGUAUUAAGGAAAAUGAUGUCAUAAAAGCAUCAAUUUUACUAUCCCAUGAUACAAAUCAAGAAAUGGUGGUACAGGUUUUAGGAAAUCUACAGCUUUGUAUAAAAUACGGAAAUUGCGAACUACCCAUUAAAAACUUCAAAGCCAUUAUGAAAAUGUUGUUAAACUUGAUGGAAUCUCAAAACAACACAGUAUUGAUCGCAUCCCUUCACACGCUUGGGCGAAUUGUUCGUAGUUCAGAAAUGAAAUCUUGCUGGAGUAAUUUUUUGGAACUAAUCUUAUUGAAAAUCAUAGAUUGUUACAAAAUUAGUAAAGAGGUUUCUAGGGAAAUCGACCUUAUUGUUGUUAAAAUAGCAACUGUUUUACCUCUCGAUAUAUCUGUAAAUAUUCUGAAUCCAGUAAUUGCGACAGGAGAUUUUCCUGCGAACCUCUGCGCUCUUAAAAUUCUUAAAGAAUUAGCACAUAAACAAGGAAAGGAUCUGACAGAUAAUCAUUUAGAUAAUAUUAUGCCAAACAUAGCUAGGCUAGCUGAUGACGGCCAAUCAAUGGUGAGAAAAGCGGCAGUAUUUUGUAUGGUUGAGCUCUACAUUGUCAUGGGCGAAGAGAAAGUAAAGCCGAAGUUUGCUCUUCUUAAUGCGAGUAAGAUAAGAUUGUUAAACGUGUACAUUGCUAAAGCAUUAGGUAACAACAGUAAAGGGUCUGUAUCAUGAUCUAUUGCCAUGUGAUGGUUAGUUGGACGCAAGUUUGCAAAACUUUUCUGUAAAUUGGAAGAUACAAUUCGAUUAUUGAAAAAUAAUAUUCACUAAACAGUUUUUUCUUAUUUGAAAUUGAUUCUUUUCCGUCAUAUAUUAAGGAGCAUGUCGUUGCAAUUCAAAGUAAACAAUCUAACUUUUUAACAACUAACUUUGAAUGAAAUUGCAGAAUUUUUAUAUAUUCGGUAUGCAAUAAUUUUCCGGUACUCUACAAACUAUUCUACCAUUAGAACGGUUUAAAGAUGUUCGCGAACAAAUGCAUGUAUAAUAUAGUUUACUCAAAUCCUGGUAUAGCUUGUUGCAAUUUUUUAAAUAACAUAGUUGUUAUGUAAACACAUGUAAAUCAAUCAUUGUAAGUUAUACAACGCAGCAGUCGAGGUCAAAAUGUUUUUUUUAUUAUAUUUAUAUUAAAUAUUACAGGAUUCUCGUAACUAUUUUCAAUUUUGAUAGUAUAUAGUAGCAAACGCUUUAUUUAUAAAUCAAUCAUCCAGCGGCUAUCUGGCAUUUCUAGUCGCCUAUUAAUAAGGCAUUAUUAACUGUACUAAUAAAAUGCAUUGAUUUGAUAA
Malaya genurostris is the source of this 5419-nucleotide messenger RNA. RefSeq names its product CLIP-associating protein (gene chb). The transcript is spliced from 24 exons. Gene Ontology annotation, molecular function: microtubule binding. NCBI's taxonomy places the organism in Eukaryota, Metazoa, Arthropoda, Insecta, Diptera, Culicidae. Gene Ontology annotation, biological process: mitotic spindle assembly. The record is from RefSeq and is a predicted model, not a curated record. Bases 291 to 4811 code for a protein of 1506 amino acids. Gene Ontology annotation, cellular component: mitotic spindle; microtubule organizing center; cytoplasmic microtubule.